This is a messenger RNA of Penicillium brevicompactum, 849 nucleotides long. Its product is annotated as F-box protein. The transcript has a single exon. NCBI's taxonomy places the organism in Eukaryota, Fungi, Ascomycota, Eurotiomycetes, Eurotiales, Aspergillaceae. The record is from RefSeq and is a predicted model, not a curated record. Bases 1 to 849 code for a protein of 282 amino acids. Gene Ontology annotation, molecular function: protein binding.
AUGAAUACCAUUCGCCCUAAAAGAAGCCUUUCAAAACUUCCAGCUGAGCUCAUCCUUAUGAUAGCCAAGAGUCUGGAUCCAGCUGAUCUUGCCUGCCUGUCAAGCACCAACCGUUGCUUCCAGGCCUUGCUUCACCCAACACCACCCAUCUCGCCGAGAGACCCUUUGCGCAUCGAUCUACUCACGCGACUAGCGUAUGAUCUGACAGAUCAUUACGUCUGCUUUGUCUGCUCUCGCUUACACAAAUUCGAAGGGGGCACAGUACCAGUACCGGUGUGCAGGUUGCCACGCUAUUCCAAAAUCAUGGCAAGUGCAACGGAGCUAUCGUGCCGACAGGCGAUGGAUCGAUUUUCUUCCCAAGCCAAGGUCGCCUACGAGUUCAACUUCAUCCAUCCACAACUCAUGAUCGCGAGGUUUCUGCCACUACCGGGUUUUGGAAUCCCUGUUCAGAAAUUCCUCGUCAAGACAGGCCCAUUUGCUUUGGAAGGCCGUGGUCUACGGUGGUGCGCACCUGCGCCAGAGACGGUCCGAGACCUAGAGGCCCGUCUCAUGGUAGCUAUGGAAUCAACUCAAGCGCAGGAUCGCCUCGCAUCCCUGGGUCAGAAUCCUCGCCUCCGGACCACUCAGUCCAAGAUCUUCCCCCAGGAGAACAUGCCAUUGAUCUUCCCAGUUGGGCAGUAUGGGGAAAUGUUCAUCACCGAGUCUUUCGAGCCCAACAAGCAAGUUUACGACAUCGACAUCGGCGCUGCUAAUCGAAUCGCAAGCGCUAUCCGUUGGGGUUUUGUUCUCAGCGUUACGUACACCAGAACGACGAAAGAAGGUCGUCCGGACAAGGUAGUAGAUGCUUGA